Messenger RNA from Phymastichus coffea, 2909 nucleotides. RefSeq names its product lisH domain-containing protein ARMC9-like. Bases 123 to 2888 code for a protein of 921 amino acids. Lineage: Eukaryota; Metazoa; Arthropoda; Insecta; Hymenoptera; Eulophidae. Gene Ontology annotation, biological process: cilium assembly. The record is from RefSeq and is a predicted model, not a curated record. Gene Ontology annotation, cellular component: centriole; ciliary basal body; ciliary tip. The transcript has 17 exons.
CGCGUUGACAGGUGCGAGCUUAGUGCGGCUUUUCGGAGUUCUAUUUUAGAUAUGAUCACUGAUGGCUUAUUGAUUUUCGUAUUCGUAAUACCUGGGAUCAACGACUCGGCAGAGUAUGAACUAUGACACAGUUUAGUAUGUUAGAAGAGAUGGGCAAUGUUUGUAAAAUCGAUAAUGAUGAUCCAAACCAAUUCAACACGACUACACAAAAAAGGGCAGAUAGCCCUACAAUAGAGUCGUUAACGAAUGACGUAAGACUGACAUUCAGUACCGACGUAAGACAGAUAUUUAAUGAGAGUAGGAACAACGAGUCAUCAAUCCUUGAAAAGAAGCAUUAUGAGAAUGAAUCAUUAAAAAACGGUAGCAUAAUAAUUUCAGAAUAUUUGUCUGGAAACUAUGAACAGUUUUUUGAGGUUUGGGAUAACUCUUUUUCGUUAAAUAUUAAGGAGUCGAUGGAAUAUAAAAUUAUGACUUUGAAAUUGCGAGUGCACUAUGCCAUUCUACCGAUCCGAAUCGUCCAAUUAAAUCAGCACAUUAAUUACAGACUCAGUAGUUCUCAGCCUGUAAAUAUAAUUUUUGAUAAUGCCGCGAAUAAAUACUUUUCGGAUAAUAACGAAAAGGAUUCAGAAGACGAAAGCAAUACGUUUUACAUUGAUAACAUGAAACAACUUGAAGAAUUUUUAAACUCUUAUGACGGUCGGAAAUUAAUCGAAAAAUUGAAAGAUAGUCCAUUGAUAGCGUUCUUCGCUCUACCAUAUCUUGAUAGUCCACAAGAAGAUGAAUCUGUGAAAAAAAUAUUUACUAUCGAUUGGCUAGAAGAAUUGAUAUCAGAUUUAGACAAGUUUAUUAAGAAACAAUUAAAGGACGAAGAAUCCACAAAUGAGACAGAAUCAAAAAAUUGUACAUAUGAAAUAUCUGAAAAUUCUGUAAUCGAAACUGUUUUAACAGUGACCGAUCACAAAAGUAAACUUACCGAAACUGAAGGUGAAUUGAUAUCUUGCAAUCGAUUGAUUCAAUCUGUUGUUAAAAGUAAAGAAAUUGGAGAUUGGAUGACGAACUAUCAUCAAGUGGAUCAUCAAAAUAAUUUUUGUUCCAAAAAUACACAAACGCGUAUAAGUAGUUUAAAAACGGGCAUUGGAUUUUCAAUGAUUAGCGAACCGCAUCACGUCUUGAGUUUGGUUACACCAAGCGUGUUUGCAAUUCCUAGCAAACAAUCUGUUCUAUAUAAUGACGAAUUAAAUAUGACUAAAACACGAUUGUUUAGUGUACUCAAACACUAUCGGAAAUUGAAAUUGAGAUUUCAUAAGCUUCACGAAGAUUACCAAAAAAUGAACGAGAUUGCCGAAGUAUUAACUAUCGCGCUGGAAAGUUCAGUGCAGGGAAAGAGUGUAGAUUUGGAUAUGAUAUUGCAGUCGUGUUCGGAAAUUCUUCCAAAUCGGUACAAGAUGGAUAUUCAAACUGACUCUGAGGAUACAAAUACCGAAGCAAAAAAAAAAUCAAAAGAUAUUGUAAGCUCCAAGCAAAGAGACAAACAUGAUUAUACAGCAGCUUCAUGCAAAAUGUUAAAUUACGGAAAGCUCAAGCUACAUUUGAAGAAUGGGGAUAUCAAGACCAAAUUACUAAUACUUGUAGCUCUACGCCAGAAACUCACGUCAUCGGAGCCCGAAAAUUGUGGUUCAAUAGUUAGUUCGUACGUUGAUAAUGAUUUAUUAGGCCUUAAAGACGAAUCAGCGAACAACGAUGAAGAUACGAUUUUAAAUUACAUAUUGAUGCCGAUAAAUUCAACUGCAGUUGUAAGUUAUGUUCAGCAAACUGCAGCACGACUCCUAAAUGCUUUAGCAUCACUGAAUUCCGGUCGAAAGUAUUUAACUACAGGUCCAGUCGUUCUCAAUGUGAUAAUUAAAUACUUGAAUAGCUGUAACAACGGAAUUGGUGACGUAGUGACUCUGGACAUGCUCAUAGCGACACUCCAAAAAAUGUCUCUACGAAAGGAGCAGAGAAAUUUUAUGGUGGAGGCUAAUUUAGUAGAGUGGCUCAUAUACCACCUAAGUAAUGAAAAUUUCAGAAUGGGAACGUACAGAUUAGAGUACACCUGCGCUUUGCUAAUGAAUCUUUCAUUGCAGAGUGCGGCUCGUUCUAGAGCAGAGGCCAUUGCACCGCUUUUCAUAUCGAUAUUGACCAGUUUAUUGUCUUCAGAUUGUGUUUCGAUUUUGCCUUAUGUAAACGGAGCCUUGCAAAAUUUUCUUUUAAAUAACGAAAUUAACGAGGAGGGUAAAAAGUUGCAUCUUGCUAAAAUUUUAGAGUACUAUUGUGUGAGAAGUGGAGAAGAGCUAAGAAAGCAUUUCUCCCACACCUUGAAAGUUCACAAACGAGAAUAUGAGGCGAAUUUAUCGGACGAUGAAUUUCCAGAUGAAGAUGAUGAAAUAUUCGAUGUUCUAGAAAAAGAAUUAGAAGAAGACAACCCGGUUAAGUUUGAAAAUGAGGAACUUCAAGGCGAUGAUUUACUAAUUUCCCAUUACUCAUUCUAUAGUUUGGAGUCAGAGAAAGCUACGAAAUAUAGCGUUACUUCUACACAGACUGAUAAUUUACUACACAAUGAAAGUAGAAGUGAAUCAUCCAACACGUCAGCAACAAUCAUCGUCACAAGUGAAACUGCACCGGAUAAUUCUCGGACAGAAACAGCUGACAGGAAAAGUAGCACGGACGUAAGUAAAGUGCACAAAAUAUUUGCGGCAUUGACUAAAAAUAAUUCGAAAUCUACCAAAGACAAUGAAGAGGAGUUUGCUUUUCAAGCAAAGUCAAAAAUACAACGAACUCCACCGACAACAGCUCGAGUACAGUUGCAUCAAGAGAAGAUUUCCAAAAGAGUUUUAAACAGAAUUAAAUAAAGAUUGUCUUAAUUUCCGUAA